Molecule: messenger RNA, 390 nt
Organism: Hibiscus syriacus
Lineage: Eukaryota; Viridiplantae; Streptophyta; Magnoliopsida; Malvales; Malvaceae
Product: 2S sulfur-rich seed storage protein 2-like
Exons: 1
Coding region: 1-390 (129 amino acids)
Molecular function (GO): nutrient reservoir activity
Source: RefSeq, a predicted model, not a curated record
AUGGCAAAGCUCGCUCUCCUCGUAGCAACCUUUGCUCUCGCUUUAUUCGUCGUCAAUGCUUCCAUAUACCGCCAGCAACACUCUUGUCAACAGCAGAUAAGGGAGGAGGACAACCUGAGGGACUGUCAGAGAUACAUAGAAGACGAGUCGAGCAACCGGUACCACAGGUCGGACCGACACUUGGACUCGUGCUGCCAGCAGCUGGAGAACCUCCAGAGGGAUUGCCGGUGCGACGGCCUGGAACAAGCGGUUAGGCAGCAAAUGAAGGAUGGAGAGUGGGAGAGAGAAGAGGCCCAACAGCUGUACAAGGUUGCCGAGAAGAUUUUGCAGAGGUGUGAUAACGUGGAGGAGCCUAGGGGGUGUGACUUGCCUUCUCGAAGGUGGUUUUAG